CUCUUCGCAUCCUCCAGUUUUCUCGUUUAAAGCCUCUCGGUCUUGUGGAGAGUUCCAGAAACCCCCCAAUCCCCGCUCUCUCUCUCUCUUUCUCUCUCUCUCUCUCUCUGUUGGAUCGCUCUGAAGAUUGCCGUUACCUUGCUGGCGAGACCAACCUUGAGUUGUAUAUCGGUUGAUUUUUUGCGAAGAUGAGCGUAGUUGGUUUUGAUCUUGGCAAUGAGAGCUGCAUUGUGGCUGUCGCAAGGCAGAGAGGGAUUGAUGUUGUGCUCAACGAUGAGUCCAAGCGUGAGACCCCCGCCAUUGUGUGUUUUGGUGACAAGCAGCGGUUUAUUGGAACAGCGGGGGCUGCUUCAACUAUGAUGAACCCAAAAAAUGCAAUCUCCCAAAUAAAGCGGUUGAUUGGUCGGCAGUUCAAUGAUCCCGAAUUGCAGAGGGAUCUCAAAACUUUUCCUUUCACUGUGAGUGAAGGGCCUGAUGGGUAUCCUUUGAUUCAUGCACGGUAUCUGGGAGAAGUAAGGACAUUUACACCGACCCAAGUUUUGGGAAUGGUGCUGUCAAAUCUGAAAGGCAUAGCAGAAAAGAAUUUGAAUGCAGCAGUUGUUGAUUGCUGCAUUGGGAUUCCUGUUUACUUCACUGAUCUUCAAAGGAGGGCUGUUUUGGAUGCAGCCACAAUUGCGGGCUUGCACCCACUUCGCUUGCUUCAUGAAACUACCGCAACAGCCUUGGCUUAUGGUAUUUAUAAGACAGAUUUACCCGAAAAUGAUCAGUUGAAUGUUGCUUUUGUUGAUAUUGGACAUGCAAGCAUGCAAGUUUGUAUUGCUGGCUUUAAAAAGGGCCAGCUGAAAAUAUUAGCUCAUUCAUUUGAUCGAUCUCUGGGUGGUAGAGAUUUUGAUGAAGUGCUAUUCCAGCACUUCGCUGCAAAAUUCAAAGAAGAGUACAAGAUUGAUGUUUUCCAGAAUGCGAGGGCUUGCCUUAGGCUUCGGGCUGGCUGUGAGAAGCUGAAGAAGAUGCUUAGUGCAAAUCCUGAGGCACCUUUGAAUAUAGAGUGCUUAAUGGACGAGAAGGAUGUCAGAGGCUUCAUUAAGCGGGACGAGUUUGAACAGAUCAGCAUUCCCAUUUUGGAGCGGGUCAAGAGACCUUUGGAGAAGGCUCUUGCAGAAGCCGGUCUCACUAUAGAAAAUGUUCACAUGGUUGAGGUGGUUGGUUCUGGCUCUCGUGUUCCUGCUAUAAUCAGGAUAUUGACGGAGUUCUUCAAAAAGGAACCUAGGCGCACGAUGAAUGCGAGUGAGUGUGUUGCCAGGGGUUGUGCUUUGGAAUGUGCCAUUCUUAGUCCGACAUUUAAAGUACGAGAGUUUCAGGUCAACGAGAGCUUCCCAUUCUCAAUUGCUUUGUCAUGGAAAGGUGCUGCUCUAGAUAAUCAGAAUGGGGCAGCAGACAAUCAACAAAUUACUAUUGUUUUCCCCAAGGGAAAUCCAAUUCCAAGUGUGAAGGCUCUGACAUACUACAGAUCUGGCACCUUUUCUGUGGAUGUACAAUAUGCCGAUGUCAGCGAAUUGCAAGCACCUGCAAAGAUCAGUACAUAUACGAUUGGUCCUUUCCAAUCUACAAAAGCUGAGCGUGCAAAACUUAAGGUGAAAGUCCGCCUGAACCUGCAUGGAAUUGUCUCUGUUGAGUCAGCAACUCUAUUGGAAGAAGAAGAAGUUGAAGUUCCAGUCUCAAAAGAGCCAGCAAAAGAAGAUGCUAAGAUGGAUACUGAUGAAGCUCCCAAUGAUGCUGCUCCAGCAAGCUCCAAUGAGGCUGAUGUAAAUAUGCAAGAUGCGAAGGGUACUGCUGAUGGUUCUGGGGCUGAAAAUGGUGUUCCAGACUCGGGAGACAAGCCUGCGCAGAUGGAAACCGACGUUAAGGUUGAGGCUCCAAAGAGGAAGGUAAAGAAAACUAACAUCUCUGUAGCAGAGUUGGUUUAUGGAGGAAUGAUUCCAGUCGAUCUGCAAAAGGCAGUAGAGAAGGAGUUUGAAAUGGCUUUGCAAGAUCGAGUAAUGGAAGAAACCAAGGACAGGAAAAAUGCUGUUGAAGCCUAUGUCUAUGACAUGAGAAACAAGCUUAGUGACAAAUAUCAGGAAUUUGUCACUGAUUCAGAGAGGGAGGUGUUUAUUUCUAUACUUCAGGAGGUAGAAGAUUGGUUGUAUGAAGAUGGUGAGGAUGAAACCAAAGGCGUUUACAUUGCCAAGCUCGAGGAGCUCAAGAAGCAAGGUGAUCCCAUUGAGGAGCGCUACAAAGAGUAUGUAAACAGGGGAGCUGUAAUUGAUCAACUGGUGCGUUGUCUUAAUAGCUAUAGAGAAGCAGCAGUGUCGAAUGAUCCCAGAUUGGAUCACAUUGACAUCUCUGAGAAACAGAAGGUCCUAAAUGAAUGCGUGGAGGCAGAAGGAUGGUUAAGAGAGAAAAAGCAGCAGCAGGACUCGCUGCCUAAAUAUGCUACUCCAGUUCUCUCAUCUGUUGAAGUACUAAAGAAGGCUCACACACUUGAUGGGUUUUGUAAACCGAUAAUGAUGAAACCAAGGCCGGCACCAGCCAAGCCAGCUACUCCUGAGGCACCACCAACCCCACCUCCUGAGGCCGGUGAGCAGCAACCUCAGGGUGGUGAUGCCAAUGCAGAUGCCAAUGCAAACGCCUAUGAGAGAGCAGCAGAUGGCAGUGGUGAGGUACCGCCUGCUUCUGAAGAACCAAUGGACACAGAGACCUCGACAACUUCUACCUAGUUCUGUGAAGUGGUUCACCUCCUUUAAUGUUUUAUUCAAAUACAGAAUUUGGCAUGUAUAAGAACUUUUCCCGUUUGAGUCUAGGAUACGAAUGCGGUGGUGAGCCUCUCACGAGGCUUGUGGAAUGUUUGUCAAUGUUUUUUGGAGUCUAAAGCCUUUUCUGCUGUGGGUGAUCUGCCAAAUUUUAUAGUUAAUUAGGGUGGAUCUCCAGGAAUCGGUUUUUUUAUUUUUUUUAGGAGGAUUUCAAAAGAAAUGGUACUGUUUAUGGCCUCCCCGACCCUUGUAGGGGAAGAGAACAGAGAUGCAUUUAAGAGGGUCUUUCAAGUGUCAUUGUUCUUUAUGUUAGUGUUAUUAAUUUCUGGAUUCUUUUC
Messenger RNA from Corylus avellana, 3127 nucleotides. RefSeq names its product heat shock 70 kDa protein 15. Gene Ontology annotation, molecular function: ATP binding; ATP-dependent protein folding chaperone. The record is from RefSeq and is a predicted model, not a curated record. Lineage: Eukaryota; Viridiplantae; Streptophyta; Magnoliopsida; Fagales; Betulaceae. Gene Ontology annotation, cellular component: cytosol; nucleus. Gene Ontology annotation, biological process: protein folding.